AAUCAAAGUGAAAAUGUCGUCGGUUCAGAAAUAUAACUGCAAGAAGAAGAUGAAGAGAGUUGAUGAAUGUCCAGUUCCGCCGCCGCGCUUCACCAACUCGCCGGCGAUGGCACAGCUAAACCUGUUCCACCCCGAGGAAUUGGCGUCUUCAUCUGCCAACCCGCCGCCGUCCCAUUUGGACACCGCUCUUCGCUUAAGCAGCGGCAUCUCGGGCCAGCAGGCGCCGGAGCAAAGCGGAGUAGACUCGGAAUGGUUGUCGUCUUUAAAGGCCUACGCCGCAUCGUUGCGCAAUGGAGACGGCGGCAAGGACGUUCAUCAUCCCCGUCCUGCGACUCUUCAUGAUCUGCACAAAGAUCAUCCCGUUAUCCAAAAUAUUGCCAAGAUCUAUAGUGAUCGUGUGAAGGAUAUAAUGGCAGAAAUGUGCACUCAACAUCUGGUGGCUCUCUUGACGGCGGAGCAGAGGGUUAUGAACAACAUGAAAGAAAGGCAAGAUGAAAUGUUGGGCAGAGUUAGGGCACACAACGCUGAAUUAGAGAAUACGCUGGCUUCUUACAGAGCCCACGCGGCGAAGCUGGACGAGAAGCUGAGGACUCUCCAGCGGACCAACGCUUCUCUAAGGGAGGCUCUUCACCAAGCCACUCUUCACGGCGGCGGGAAUGAGCGGCCGCCCACGGAACCACCGCAUGGCGUGCUGCUGGAGGAGGACGCCCAAUCAUCGUCGGUAGAUCCAGAGCACUCUGACCCUGUUAGGAUCAAGUGCCGGCUUUGCGGCCGCCGGACUGCGACCGUGUUGCUCUGGCCUUGCCGCCAUCUCUGCCUGUGUAAGCGGUGUGAGGCGUUUGCCAAACGGUGCCCGGUGUGCGCGACGGAGUUCCUAUGCAACCUCGACAUUAAUUUUUCCGGCUGUGAAUAGCGACAAUUUUAAUACUCCGUACUUGUCAAAUAUACAAAUUGUGUACGUGAUUAUUUAUUAUUGCUUUGAAAUAAAAAAAAUGUAGCCCAAAGACGAAAGUGUAUAUUGGAGUACAUUUGGGGUACAAUUUAUAUCAUAACAACUUAUAUAGUUAUAUCAUAAGGAGUAAAUUCUUGCCUGAUUCUGUCAAAAAAAUAAUCUUGC
Molecule: messenger RNA, 1117 nt
Organism: Cuscuta europaea
Lineage: Eukaryota; Viridiplantae; Streptophyta; Magnoliopsida; Solanales; Convolvulaceae
Source: the annotation of a GenBank genome assembly